AUGGCUUCCAUUCGCAUUCUCACUACCUUUGCCCUGGCUCUUGGUGUGGCAGCCAACCCUGCGCCUGCUCCUCAGCCCGAAGCUGAAGCUGGCAUUGCCGAUUCGAUUGGUCCUAUCUCCAUUAAAUUGGAAUCUUUGUCAUUCUCCUUGACUCUUCCCAAUGUGGAGCUCCCGUCCCCGCCUCCGGUCAACGCUCCCCGAGGCGUUCCCGACAUUGAUCUUCCGGCUCUUCCUACAACCCUCACCUCUCUUCCGAGUCUCAAGAUUCCCCGGGAUCUCACGGCUCCGACGCUCUCAGCUCCGACGCUUCCACCUCUGCCCACCCUUUCUGUCAAAGUAACCAUCCCGCCUACCACUAUCCCUGUGGCUGUAAAUGUUCCGGACCUGAACAUCCCUCGGGACCUCCCAGUUGCGCUUCCGCUUCUGUCGUCGAUUCUUUCCGUCUCAGUCAAGAUUGAGGCCACUGGUAUCCCCGCUAUCCCGACUCUCAACAUCCCACGAGAGAUCCCAGAGCUUCCCUCCAUCAGCAUUGAGAUCCCGGCUCUGCCCACAACUUCCGUCUCCCUCCCGGCUCGCAAGCACCCCCGGGACAUCUCGCUGUCGUUCCCCAACACUCCCCUUCCGACUCUGCCGGUGGUUAAAGUCGCUCCUCAUAGCAUUACUCUUCCCGGCGUCGGAACCCCCGAGGGCUCCGGUGCUGCCGUUGCUGGCGACAUUCUCUCAAUCACUGGUCUCCCGGCUGACAUCACCCUGCCUACCGUUGUGCCCACCACUCUGCCCAAGCUCAACCUCGAGCGCGACCUUACAACCACCAUUGAUAUCUCGGCCCUUAGCAGCCUGCUCGCCGCUCUGCCCACUGCCAUCCCGAAGUUGAACUUGGAACGCGACCUGCCUGCGGUUGAUGCCACUCUCCUCAGCUCUCUGCUCGCCGCUCUUCCCACCACCGUCUCCAAGCUGAACCUCGAGCGCGACUUGCCUACCGCCGGUGCUUCAGUUCUCAGCAGCCUCAUCGCCGCUCUGCCUACAACUAUUCCCAAGCUGAACCUCGAGCGCGCCUUGCCUACUAUUGACGGUUCGGCUCUUAGCUCUCUGCUCGCCAUUCUGCCCACCCCUCUCGCGAAGUUGAACGUCGAACGAGACAUCUCUAUCCCGCUUCCCACCGUCCCACCCGUCACCUUCUCCCUUGCUGUCCCCGUUGUUAUCCCUGCCCCCGCCGUCCCUGUGGUUGCCCGCGACGUCGUCCCGACCUCCGUCGAUCUUCCUGCGCUCCCGACUCUGCCAGCCAUCCCCUCCGUCAGCGUCAAGGGCGAGCCUAUCACCGCCAAGGUUCUGCCCCUUCGCGCCCUCUCGGUCCUUCCUAUCAAUCCUACCACCUUAAUCUCAUUGCUCCCCGUCCCGACCGGAAUCCUCUCCUGCUCUACCGUCAAAUGCAUCCCCGACUACUUCUGCGAGGAAAAGAACGGUGCACCGAUCUGUGUGCCGGGCUCUCCUCCUAAGGCCCCUGUGGCCUAG
This is a messenger RNA of Colletotrichum orchidophilum, 1512 nucleotides long. RefSeq lists its product as uncharacterized. NCBI's taxonomy places the organism in Eukaryota, Fungi, Ascomycota, Sordariomycetes, Glomerellales, Glomerellaceae. The coding region runs from base 1 to 1512 and encodes 503 amino acids. The record is from RefSeq and is a predicted model, not a curated record. The transcript has a single exon.